AUGGCCUUCCUCAAGGCCCUCGCCCUGGGGCUACUCACCCUGUUGCCUCUGGCACAGGGCGCAGCGCCUUCCCUCCCGCUCUCUACCUCGAGCAGAUGGAUCCUCGACAGCACUGGCGCACGCGUGAAACUCCGCUGUGUGAACUGGGCCGGGCAUCUGGAGACACACGUCCCGGAAGGCCUGCACCGACAGCCCAUCAGCACGAUAGCCCAGUUCAUCGCGGACGCGGGGUUUAAUUGUGUGCGCCUGACAUACUCGAUCGACUGGGCCCUCAAUCCGAACGAGACAGUGCAGGACGCUUUCGCCAAUGCAGCGGACCUGGCCUAUGUCCCGUCGAUCGCGGACAACAUGACGACCUUCUACAGCAUGAUUGUCGAGCAGAACCCGUCCCUGGCCACCUCCACGGUCCGUGACGUCUACGGCGAUAUCAUCGACGCGCUGUGGGCCAACGGCGUCAUGACGAUUCUGGACAACCACGUGAGCAGGGCCCAGUGGUGCUGCAACCUGACAGACGGCAAUGGCUGGUGGGACACGGCGUUCGGUUACAUCGCAGACAACAGCCGCUUCUUCAACACGAGCCUCUGGCUGGACGGGCUGCAGGCCGUUGCGGAGUGGGCGCCCAGCCACGAGGGCGUGGUUGGGAUGAGUCUGCGCAACGAGAUUCGCCAGCUCUUGCUGCAGGGGACCAACGGCCCCUACGCCGAUUGGUACAAUUACAUCACGCAGGCCGCCGAGCUGGUGCACGCCGCCAACCCGGACGUGCUGAUCAUCGUGGGCGGCGGGGACAGCGCGACGGACCUGACGAUGCUGCGGGACACGCAGUACCUGGACUUUACGCCCUGGGCGGGCAAGCACGUGUGGGAGUUCCACGCGUACUCGUUCACGGUGACGUUCAAGCUGGACCUGGGCGACUGCGACCUCGAACAGGAUGAGUACGGCCUGUUUGAUGGGUUUGUGCUCACGCAGGGCGAAAACUUCACGGCGCCACUGCUGCUGAGCGAGUUCGGUGUCGACAUGACGGGUGGCUCCAACAGCGGGCUGAGCGAUGAUGACUACAGCUACCUGACCUGCCUCGUGGGGUACAUGGAGGGUAACGAUGCCGAGUGGGCGUUGUGGGCCAUCCAGGGGAGUUAUUAUGUGAGAAAUGGGGAGGUCGGCUACAAUGAGACCUGGGGCGUGUUGGAUUAUGACUGGAGCACGUGGCGGAAUCCCGAGUUUUCGCCUCUGUUGGGGACUAUGUGGAAUGUCACACAGGGACCGUGA
Messenger RNA from Cryphonectria parasitica EP155, 1263 nucleotides. RefSeq names its product family 5 glycoside hydrolase. The record is from RefSeq and is a predicted model, not a curated record. The transcript has a single exon. Gene Ontology annotation, molecular function: hydrolase activity, hydrolyzing O-glycosyl compounds. NCBI's taxonomy places the organism in Eukaryota, Fungi, Ascomycota, Sordariomycetes, Diaporthales, Cryphonectriaceae. Bases 1 to 1263 code for a protein of 420 amino acids.